Molecule: messenger RNA, 1309 nt
Organism: Dipodomys ordii (Ord's kangaroo rat)
Lineage: Eukaryota; Metazoa; Chordata; Mammalia; Rodentia; Heteromyidae
Gene: Dcx
Product: doublecortin
Exons: 7
Coding region: 227-1309 (360 amino acids)
Biological process (GO): intracellular signal transduction; axoneme assembly; retina development in camera-type eye
Cellular component (GO): axoneme; neuron projection
Molecular function (GO): microtubule binding
Source: RefSeq, a predicted model, not a curated record
CCUACUCAUUGUACUGAGAUGCAAAUACUGCUUCCUAAACUGGAGAUCCUAACCUUGGCUAGCUCCUUCUGUUCUCUUCAAGGGGAAUUGUUGUCAGGCUAUGGAUUCAUUUACAACUGUUAGUCAUGUGAGCAUGUGUGAGGAAACAGAUGCCAGUUUUAAUGUAUUUAGCCCGAAGUUACAAUUUGGUAGGAGCUAGUGUCAGUUUCUGAGGUACCACAAAAAUAUGGAACUUGACUUCGGACACUUUGACGAAAGAGAUAAGACAUCCAGGAACAUGCGAGGCACACGAAUGAAUGGCCUGCCUAGCCCGACCCACAGUGCCCACUGUAGCUUCUAUCGAACCAGAACCUUGCAGGCCCUAAGUAAUGAGAAAAAAGCAAAGAAGGUACGUUUCUAUCGCAAUGGAGACCGCUACUUCAAAGGCAUUGUGUAUGCUGUGUCUUCUGACCGUUUCCGCAGCUUCGAUGCUUUGCUGGCAGACCUGACUCGCUCUUUGUCCGACAAUAUCAACCUGCCUCAAGGGGUGCGCUAUAUUUACACCAUUGACGGAUCCAGGAAAAUCGGCAGCAUGGAUGAACUAGAAGAAGGGGAAAGCUAUGUCUGUUCCUCCGACAACUUCUUUAAAAAGGUGGAGUACACCAAGAAUGUCAAUCCCAACUGGUCUGUUAACGUAAAGACAUCAGCUAAUAUGAAAGCUCCCCAAUCCCUGGCCAGCAGCAAUAGUGCUCAGGCUAGAGAGAACAAGGACUUUGUGCGCCCUAAACUAGUGACCAUCAUCCGCAGUGGGGUGAAACCCCGAAAAGCUGUGCGUGUGCUGCUGAACAAGAAGACUGCACAUUCUUUCGAACAAGUUCUCACCGAUAUUACUGAAGCCAUUAAACUGGAGACUGGAGUCGUCAAGAAACUCUACACUCUGGAUGGUAAACAGGUAACCUGUCUUCAUGAUUUCUUUGGUGAUGAUGACGUAUUUAUUGCCUGUGGUCCUGAAAAAUUUCGCUAUGCCCAGGAUGAUUUCUCACUGGAUGAAAAUGAAUGCCGGGUCAUGAAGGGAAAUCCAUCAGCCACCGGUGGCCCAAAGGCAUCUCCAACUCCUCAGAAGGGUUUGGGCAAGAGCCCUGCCCCUAUGCGCAGAAGCAAAUCUCCAGCUGACUCAGCAAAUGGAACCUCCAGCAGCCAGCUGUCUACUCCCAAGUCUAAGCAGUCUCCCAUCUCCACUCCCACCAGCCCUGGCAGUCUCCGGAAGCACAAGGACCUGUACCUUCCCCUCUCGUUGGAUGAUUCGGAUUCACUCGGUGAUUCCAUGUGA